Molecule: messenger RNA, 999 nt
Organism: Nicrophorus vespilloides
Lineage: Eukaryota; Metazoa; Arthropoda; Insecta; Coleoptera; Silphidae
Product: pathogenesis-related protein 5-like
Exons: 3
Coding region: 249-959 (236 amino acids)
Source: RefSeq, a predicted model, not a curated record
AAUCAUUUUUAACAAAAUACGUUAUUAGCAAAUACAAAUAAUACAGCUUUCGUUUUACGCUCGAUGGAAUAUUCAAUUAAAUAUUCAAGUUAAAUGAUAUUAAUGUGGGAAAACAUAAAUAAACACGGAUACGUAGAAAUCAUUUUGUGCGCAUAAUCUAGAGAGAAAAAAAACCUGUUUGUUAAAUUGAAAAAAAACGCAGGUAUAAAAGUCCUUUCUGGGAUAAUCCGAAAUAUACACACACAAAAAUGUUGCUGUUUGCAAGUACGAUUUUGCUCGUUGCGAGCGUCGAAUGUGUUCAGUUUCAGAUCAGGAACAAUUUGCCGGGUCCGAUUUGGGUGGGAAUUUUAGGUAACAAUGGAAAACCUCCCUUGGCGAAUGGAGGAUUUGUGUUGAAUAGGAACCAACAGAAAUCAGUGCAUUCGGAUGACAGGUGGGCUGGAAGGUUCUGGGCCAGGACGUGGUGCGAUCCAAAAUCGAAGCACUGUCAAACGGGGGAUUGCGGUAACAGAUUGGAAUGUCGUGGGGCUGGUGGAGCACCACCCGUUACUUUAGCGGAGAUCACACUGCGUGGACACGGAGGACAAGAUUUCUACGACAUCUCUUUGGUGGAUGGUUUCAAUGUGGUUGCAAAGAUUCAACCGUUGGGAGGUAAAGGAAAUUGUCGAACAGUGGGAUGCAACUAUGAUCUGAACAAGAACUGCCCAGCUUCAUUGAGGUUGAGAGGAUCUUCGGGACAUACCAUCGCCUGUUACAGCGCUUGCUCCAAGUUCAACACCGACCAGUACUGCUGCAGAGGACGCUACGGAAAACCGCAGACGUGUAAACCUUCUGGUUGGAAGUCUAACUCUGCCACGUACUUCAAAUCCCAUUGCAAAGACGCCUACUCUUACGCUUACGACGAUGCCACUAGCACCUUCACAUGCAUCUCUUCUGCUUACAGAGUAACCUUUGGAUAAACCACCAAAAGCUUAAGAUUUAAUAUUUUUAAUGACUUAA